AUGCAGAAAGCGGCUGAAGCUGUGAGCCGUCUGGCGGCCAACCUCACCGGCGCGGGAGUGGUGGUGGGCGGGGGCUGGCGCGGCGCGCUCACCGCGCUGCUCGAGGCUAACGGCGCGCUGCCGGCGCCGCUGCGGCCGCCGAGCACGCCGCUUGAUUACCUGGCGGGUGCCGGGGGGUUCAGGGAGGCUUACAGCCAGGCCGGAUGCACUCCGUCAAGACAUAUAGUAAUGUGCACCACGUCAAUCCUCGAGCAGAAUAAAUGUGAAUGGCUGAGCGAAGCCGCUGCGGUAUACGGAGUGGAGCCUGCGGUUCAGUGCUUGAGGAAAGAUGACCAAGCGGCCUGUAUGCAGGCGGUUAAGAAUGGGAGCUGUGAUGUCACGGUCGCUAGUGGAGACUGGCUGGUUAGAGCAGAGAGAGACAUGUCCCUCAUACCGAUCCUUCACGAAACGACGCCUAUCAUCAACCAAAGCACCACAGUCGUAGCCUACGUCCGCGAGGACGCGAAACUAUUCAAGAUGGCCGACUUGAAGGGAACGCGCGCUGCUUUCCCGCGCUUCGACGGUCUGGCUUGGCAUUCCGUUCUACGCUACCUUGCGAAUAUAGAAAAAAAUACUUGUAAAGAUAUCUUGAAUGGAUUUUUUAAAAGUAUUUGUGCGCCGGGUGUAGAUGAAUAUGUAAAAGAUAGUAAGAUGUGGAUAGAGGGGUGCGUUGUGGAGGAGGGGAAGGUGGUAGAGGGAGAGUGGGGGGCGCUGAGGUCGCUAGUGGAGGGGAAGAGUGACGUCGCGUUUUUAAGCAUGGCUACCUAUAACCAAUAUGUUGCCAAACAAAUUCCUGAACCUUGGGUCAAAGACGUCAAAAUCAAACCCAUUUGCGCCGAGGACAACGAGAAAUACUGCUUCAUAUCCUGGUCCAAUAUCGGCCAUGUUUUCGCCAAAAAUACCACAGCGAUGCGCCGCCAAGAAAUCAUAAACGUUAUGACGAAAUUGGACCAAUUAUUUGGCAAACAUAACCCGAAUCAAGCGUCAGCAGUCAUGUUUUCUCUCUACGGGCCUUACAAUCAUCAGAAUAAUAUUCUAUUCCAUGAUAAUACUAAGGCAUUGUCAACAAGCGAUGUUUUACGAACGCAUCCGUUCGAUAAAGUGCCGCUGAAUUUUGAACGCAGCUUAAAGGAUAUUGACAGCUGUCAUGUGUCAGAUUUGACAGGUGCCGCGGGUAGUGUUGUGCCGAAGUUAAUGUUGAUUGUGUCGAUGGUCUGCGUGUUGUUUUUGUAAGAACUGAAUGUACAGCAUGGCAAAAAAGAGUAGAAAGUGUCGUCCCGUUUCCUUAUAUAUAUUGGUUUGAAAAGGAUGGCACUACAGUGUUGCCACAUUUUAAUUUCUACUCUUUUUUGCCAAGCUGUAUGUGAAAUUGUGUUAGAUUUAUAAGAUAUAGCCGGUCAAACAAGUUUGUCAGUAGAAAAAGGCGCGCAAUUAAAAUUUUCUAUGGGACGAUAACUCUUUGCGCCUACAUUUUUUUAAAUUUGCCGCUUGUUUCUACUGACGGAAAUGGCUUGACAUAUAGAAAUGUUUACCGAUAAAGUAGCGGAUUUGGAAUAUACAAAUAUAUGAUGAAUCAUAUGUAGUGAAAAUAAUAAAAACAGUUAAAUACA
Molecule: messenger RNA, 1649 nt
Organism: Cydia fagiglandana
Lineage: Eukaryota; Metazoa; Arthropoda; Insecta; Lepidoptera; Tortricidae
Product: transferrin-like
Exons: 5
Coding region: 1-1272 (423 amino acids)
Biological process (GO): iron ion transport
Cellular component (GO): early endosome; recycling endosome; plasma membrane
Source: RefSeq, a predicted model, not a curated record